CCCCAAUCUCCAACUCUCCCAAAAUGCCUCUGCAGGAAAUUUCCAGCAAUGAUUUUCACUCAAUCGAACCCGGGUCUCAUAAAAGAAUCUAUUCUGAAAUUGACGAGACCGAGGAUACCAUAGCCAAUAAACACGUCAAGUUGAAUCCUGAAGCACGAGUGAAGGAUCUCGAGGCACAAAUCUACGAAUUACAUGAAUUCAUUCUGAGCAAAGACCUGGCAUCUGAAGCACCACCGUCGAUCCGCGAGCGUCUAGAAGCUCACGAUGGAGCUGCUCAGAAACUCAGCGACUCUAUUCGCCGCCGGAUCGAUGAAGUAUAUGAGCCACUCUGGGAGGGCAGCUGCAACGGAAGAAAGACCGGUAUUUCAUCGGUCGAUAUUGCCGACGCAAUGGUUGAUUUUGUCCCCGAGAUCAGACGCCUUGCCAACAUUAAUGGGAGUUUGAAUCUGGCAUUUGAUUUGAUGAUGCAUUUAGCAAACCACUAUUAUGGGGAGUUGGAUGGAGGUGGCGACGGUGGGGAUCAGCUGUGUGAUGGACCGGCUGAUGACCUCCUAGUGCAGAUUCUUCAAAGGAUGGAGGAGGAGGUGUUAUGUUUCAAGCCGGAGAAGGAACUCGCUACUCUGAAGGCUCAUGCCAAGGAGCUUGAUGACUAUGGACUUGUGCAUUUGCACAUCUUCAGGGUAUCCGUGCACCAUUUUCAGCAGGUCUCGUCAACCCGAUAUUCGUCGCGUCUUCCGAGACUACCUUUCAAUCUUUUGUUCUCCAAGGUUAUUUCUCCAUUGCGCGCUGCACCUUCAUCAAUCACUAUUCCGUCCGUUGAGAGGCCCAGCUCCUUGGUGGAAGGCUUCAUACAGAGUACCCCAAACAAAGCAGCAAAAUUAGAAUUGAAAGAUGAGAGGAUCAAGGAGCUCGAGGCCAAGCUAGUGGAGCUUUACCAAUUCAUCAUCGAAGAGAACAUGCUCGCGAAGGCCAAUCCUCUCGUACGCCAACAGAUCCAAAACCACCCCGGUGCCGCUAAAAGAUGCGAUACUGCCAUCAAGACUUGGAUCAUCACUGCUUACGAGAAAUCCAAGGAUGAUGAACGUUUCGACAGAGCAAGCUCUGCCAUGGCCAAAUUCGUCCCCGAGAUUGAGCAAUUAUCAGAGGUGCUGGAAAGCCUAGAACUGGGGUUCAAUCAGGUUCUAUUUCUUGGAAACAUUCAUUACAUCGCGAUGAUAGUGACAAAUAUCAUGGCCAAGAAAAUGAUGAAGAAGGAUCCCAACUUUAUGCCAACGCAAGAAGUUGUUCGGCUUGAAGAACAGAUUCAAGAUUUGAAGCAAAAGAAGGAGGUUGGAGCCCACUUCCCAGACUCUUUUGAUCUAAUGUGGAGCUGGGUUGAAGGCCUUGAGACGGUGCACACUUUCCCCGACGCCAUCAAAGCAGAGAUCUCCGCAGAAUAUGCUCAUAUAAUUAUUGGGGAAAAAAAGAUGAAAAAAAGGUUGUGGACUACCAGAUUUGAUGCCUGGGACGGGCUUGCAACUUUUGACCUAGUUCUUUACUUGGGCAGGCAUUCUUACUUGGAGGCACCGUACCAAUUCCGGAACCGAUCGCGUUCGCGCUUGGACACAGCUAUGGAUGUUCUUUUGGAAGUGGCAACUGCGACCAAGGAAAAGCAGCCCGGCUUCAGACCUCAACGAGUGGCUGAUGCCCUGAGAUGCGAAAUCGAAUUUUUAGCAGAGACCGAGGUACAGACCUACUUCGCGAAGUCCUUCAACUUACUUUCUAGCUGGCUGCCAGAGCCCUCCAAAGCAUACGCUGAAGAGGUCCAAAAUGAAAUUAUGGCAAGGAUCUCGAAGGCACACAAAGUACAAGAGAAAAGGCUGGAGGUCUAUGCUCUGGAUCAGAAAUGUCCAAUGCCAGACUGGCUUGGAGGCAAGAGGGUAGAGUUUUUCGAGGAUGUAAACGCUCUCGGCCAAAAGGUGGAAGGGGUGCUCCCGGCCAUUGAUCUCCUGAUACAUCUCGGCGAAUGCUCAUACCCGAGGAAAGAACUCUGCGGGCCAUUGUACGGCCGGUCGAUGAAGGAGAAUAUGAGCCGAUGCGAAUUCGACAAGGAAGGCUGACACUCUAUUCGAGGAAUUGAUUGUUAUGGCAGUGAAAGAGAAUAAGACUGUCAGAUUUUCGAAACAGGUUGCUAGGCUCAAGAAGUAGAUCGACUAUCUAGCUAGAUACGAAAAUAAGGGCUACUUCUUGAGAACACAUGACUUGAUGUGCGGUUUAGCAUAAGCAGUUGUGUAGGGGAUUAGUUUCUCAAUGUAGAUCUAUAUGGCGGUUUCUUGAGGGUAGAGACUAGACUUUGGCAAUAGUUCUGCCUCAGUCAAGCAACUAUAGGACAGCAGCGCAAGAAAAAUUAUACAGAACUCUGUUGAGCC
Molecule: messenger RNA, 2408 nt
Organism: Hyaloscypha bicolor E
Lineage: Eukaryota; Fungi; Ascomycota; Leotiomycetes; Helotiales; Hyaloscyphaceae
Exons: 6
Coding region: 24-2099 (691 amino acids)
Source: RefSeq, a predicted model, not a curated record